Molecule: messenger RNA, 3638 nt
Organism: Fukomys damarensis (Damara mole-rat)
Lineage: Eukaryota; Metazoa; Chordata; Mammalia; Rodentia; Bathyergidae
Gene: Rgr
Product: retinal G protein coupled receptor
Exons: 7
Coding region: 48-923 (291 amino acids)
Biological process (GO): phototransduction; visual perception; G protein-coupled receptor signaling pathway
Cellular component (GO): membrane
Molecular function (GO): G protein-coupled receptor activity
Source: RefSeq, a predicted model, not a curated record
CUUGCAAGCCCACAGAGAGCUGGGCACUGGCAGGGAGAGGGCUGAGGAUGGCAGCCUCCGGGACCCUUCCCACUGGCUUUGGGGAGCUUGAGGUGCUGGCUGUGGGGACAGUGCUGCUGGUGGAAGCGCUCUGUGGUCUCAGCCUCAACAGCCUGACCAUCAUUUCCUUUUGCAAGAUCCCGGAGCUGAGGACUCCCAGCCACCUUCUCGUGCUGAGCCUGGCCCUGGCAGACAGCGGUCUCAGCCUCAACACCCUCGUUGCAGCUGCAUCCAGCCUCCUCUGGCGCUGGCCCUACGGCUCCGGAGGCUGCCAGGCUCACGGUUUCCAGGGCUUUGUGACAGCACUGGCCAGCAUCAGCGGCAGCGCGGCCAUCGCCUGGGGACGCCAUCAGCACUACUGCACGCGCAGCCAGCUGGCGUGGAGCACGGCCAUCCCCCUUGUGCUCUUCGUGUGGUUGUCUUCCACCUUCUGGGCAGCACUGCCCCUCCUGGGCUGGGGCCAUUAUGACUAUGAGCCUCUGGGGACCUGCUGCACCUUGGACUACUCCAAGAGGGACAGGAAUUCUACCAGUUUCCUCUUCACCAUGGCCUUCUUCAGCUUCCUCGUACCCCUCUUCAUCACGUUCACAUCCUACCAGCUCAUGGAGCAGAAAAUGGCAAGGAACAGCAGUCUCCAGAUGAACACCUCUCUGCCAGCCCGGACACUGAUGUUCUGCUGGGGCCCCUAUGCCCUCCUGCACCUCUACGCAACCAUUGCCGACGCGAGCUCCCUCUCCCCCAAACUGCAGAUGGUGCCUGCCCUGAUUGCCAAAACAGUGCCCACCAUCAAUGCCAUAGCCUACGCCCUGGGGAGUGAGAUGGGCAGCAGGGGACCCUGGAAGUGCCUCUCACUACAGAGGAGCAAGUGGAAACGAGCCCAGUGAGCUGACCCCAGUUGCUGCUCAGACCCAUGCGCCCCUGCAGGAGGCUGCCUGGAAGCCUGGAAGCCAAGCCCCAGACGCUCAUCUUCUAGCCCCAGUGCCCCUGUUGAGUCUGUCCUGGGGCUGAGCACAGGUAUUCAGACACCCAGCUGUGUGGAAGGAGGCUGGAGACCUGCAGGAAAGUCACUCUCCAAUCCAAGCUACCUGAAUCCUUCAGAUAUGAACAUGGACUCACAGAUUUGAACAAGAGAACAUGUUCAUACCAAGCACGUAGAAAAUGCUCCUUAAAACCAAGCUAUCAGUGUAAAACCUGGGCCAUGCCCUCCAGGGAUCUGGGCUCUUACACAGAAAGGAGAAAAUGCCCUAGGAUUCACUUGUGGGAACUCAACCCCAGCUGCCAGCACUCCAAACGCUGCUUAUUAAAUCAUGAGCUGGCACCAGCAACUUAACUCUCUGCCUUGUAUCUGUACCCUGGCCCAUGGGAUGACAUGACAGAAAUGUGACUUGACAGGCCCGGAGCAUGACCUGCACGUUAUAUGCUCCCUGAGAGUCUGCCAUGGCACUCAUCAGUCAAAGCCAACCUCUGCUGAUGUGGGCAUGGCCUGACCAUUGCUUAGAAAUAUUUCAGAAUAAGUUGCCAAGAUUUAAAACUCAUGACAAUUUAAGACUCCAUAUGUCAAAAUAUAAGGCCCUGCCAAGCUGUCUUCCUCCAGAGUGACAAUGCGCAGAGCUCGAGGUGGCUCUGCCCUCCUGCCUCCUCUGCAGAGCCUGGGACUACUAGGUUUGUAAUGCUGACUCAGGGACAGUCACCUCUGGACCCACAUAGGCAGCACAUCAGGGAUGACGUGUGGCAGGUGCAGAGUCCCGGCAGGACCUGCCACCCAGAGGGAAAUGGGGAUGACAGCAGGAUGAUGGAGGCCUAGAAGGCCAGUGGGUGGGGUGGCUGGCCCAGGCCCCAUGGAGGUGUGAAGGAAGAAAGCUUCAUCCCAGGGAGCUGAGAGCCACGACAGGCAUUUCUGGGUCUGGGUGGACGUGGGGAGUGGUCAGACAAGGGAGACUGAACCAAUAGCAUCAGGGCCCUGAGGUCCAGGACCUGCCUGCUGGUUUUGCAGGUGCAGAAAAUCAGGGCACAUAUGCAUAACUCACAAGAUGCCACUUGGCCAUGCUCCAGCACCCACAGAGCAUCACUGACUCAGCCCUGGAGUGUGGGCAGGGCAGGAAAGUCCCAGUGCCCGGCCAGAGCGGGAGUCACACAUGGGCUGAGCAGUGGCCAGGAAACGGAGUUGAAGUGCACACACCAACAAACCACCAAGCUGUCUCCGAAGGAAAGGACCUCCCACAGCACCCUGCAAGGCCUUCCAUGGGACAAUUUCCUGGGGGAGAGAACAGGGCUGCCAUCCAAAUGAUUAUCAAGAAAUUAAAUAUCCAUUAGAUAGUACCUAAAUUUUAUCCAUAUUUUCUCUUAAAGGUAAGGGAUAUUCUAAAAAUUUCCUACAUAUAUAAUAAAUACAUGUAGCAGCAAGAAAGUUGGCCUAAUUUAUUUUUGUUGCCAUGAAACUGAUAGGAUUUCUGCUGUCCUUGCUGUGGAGACACUGUGGAUUCAUUUUGUUCAGAUACAAGCUCAACUGUCUUCCCCCCACAAGGACAUCAUUUCUUAUGUUCCCUGUCUAGAUAAAGAUCAUUAAGGAUCCACCCUGUCAUGUCAGUUAAAUUAAGAGAAAAGGAGAGGGGUAGAAAAGCAAAGAUCUGGCCUGCAUAUCCUCAGCAGAGAGGUGAAGACGGCUCAGUGCUUAGGUGAUACCACCAGGUGGCAGUGCCCUCUCAGUGAUAAAGUCUUUCUGGGCCGCCAGCCAAGGAUGUGCCCUUCUCGGAAAAGCCAGAGGCCUCCUGGCCAGGUGGCGGGGUGCGUUACUGAUUUCUACUGGGCAUUCCACGCGCCUUCCUUUGACUGCUCUUGGGACCCAAACCUGAAGCUUCGAUGUUUCUAACAGGAGCCAUGGUGUGAUUCCAAAUGUCUCUUUGAAAGAAACAGAAUUGCAGGCUCAUUGGCCCCAGGGCUUCCGGGAGGCCGUGGAGCUCCCUUUUCUGACUGUUUAGCAGGGGGAUAGCUCCAGCGUCUUCCCACACCCGCAGGCUUAGGUUAGGAGUUCUGGGUCUGCAGUGUGUGAAUCCCGGCAGCCCCUAGAUUUCUCCCGCCUUGUAUUAUUCAUCUGUAAAAGGGAUGGCGCACGCUGUAGACACUAUGGAGUGGAGCUGGAGGGCUUCCAGGCUCUGUGCGUGGAGCAGCAGCCGGUUCUGGGUAGUGAGGCAGUGAUGGGCGCCACGUUUCCAAGGUGAUCAGAGCUGGGCGGGCCCUAUGCGAAGGCCAAAGACAAAAGCUCCAAAGCCUCCAUGGUGACAACUCCCGACUCAAGCUGCUCCCGGCCCGGGCGCCUUCCACCUGUUCUUUUCUGCCCACCCAUUGGGCUCCCUUACAAAGGCUUCCCUGUCUUCCCCUCAGCGCCGCUCAUCUGCGCUCCCUCCGCAGCUGCUGCACCCUUCUAGGUAAGAGGCAGGAGGCAGCCAGCAGAGCAUUUAGAUUCUGCUGCCAGGAAGCCACGGGCAUGCACCCAGGAUUUGCCACCGACUCGAUGUAACAAAGAGUCUGGGUGACCGAACUUCAUCAGGCUCCUUCCUGAACCUUCUCUCAGGCCCAUCUGUGCACUCCCUUGUAAAACC